Molecule: messenger RNA, 725 nt
Organism: Ilex paraguariensis (yerba mate)
Lineage: Eukaryota; Viridiplantae; Streptophyta; Magnoliopsida; Aquifoliales; Aquifoliaceae
Source: the annotation of a GenBank genome assembly
GAGAGGAUGUCUUCGAAGAUGCGUAAACUAGAGGGGGCGUGAGUUCUAUCAAAACCCCUCGGUAUCGUGUAUGCGCAAAUCUCGAAUCUUCCUACGCAAUAAAUCUUUCUUUUUCUCUCGGCUCUCACUUCCUAGCCCAGUUCUCAUCUCUCUCUCAAACAGUCGUAGCUAUGUCUCAGGAGGACACUAAACAUGUUUUGCCAUCCAAAGAAGAAAAGAAUGUUACAACAGAGAAGAAUAAUACAUCUGAGUCGUCGUCUGUGGAGAGACAAUCAGGGCAAAGAGGAGCAACCUCAACUCCAGGAGAUGGGUUUCCAAAUCCCUUUGAUUUCUCUGCCAUGACUGGCCUACUUAAUGAUCCAAGCAUCAAGGAGUUAGCUGAACAGAUAGCAAAAGAUCCUUCAUUUAAUCAGAUGGCAGAGCAGCUCCAGAAGACUUUUCAUGGUGCUGCAGCCGAAGAGGCUGUUCCUCAGUUUGAUACACAACAAUACUAUUCCACCAUGCAGCAGGUGAUGCAAAAUCCUGAAUUCAUGACCAUGGCUGAGCGCCUUGGUAAUGCGUUGAUGCAGGAGCCAUCCAUGGCCCAGAUGCUUGAGAGUUUCUCUAAUCCAUCUCAUAAAGAUCAGCUUGAAGAAAGAAUGACUCGCAUUAAAGAAGAUCCAUCUUUGAAACCUAUUUUGGAGGAGAUAGAGACAGGAGGUCCAGCCGCAAUGAUGAGGUUGUAA